Molecule: messenger RNA, 1356 nt
Organism: Syzygium oleosum
Lineage: Eukaryota; Viridiplantae; Streptophyta; Magnoliopsida; Myrtales; Myrtaceae
Exons: 5
Coding region: 1-1356 (451 amino acids)
Biological process (GO): DNA integration
Molecular function (GO): nucleic acid binding
Source: RefSeq, a predicted model, not a curated record
AUGAAGCGGCUCUUGACCCAGCGAGCCGCGCUGCCGCGCGUUGAACCUCCUGUUGCACCGAUUGCUGUCAAGCUUGAUGGCAAAAAUUAUGGCGUAUGGUCCCAGGUUGUUGAGAUGUAUGUCUCGGGCAAAGACAAACUGGGUUAUUUGAAUGGUGAUUCUCCUGAGCCCCCUCCUACAGAUCCAUCUUUUAGACAAUGGAAGACCGAUGAUUCUACGAGGCAGGUUUCUCGAUUGAAGCAAGGCGGUGGACCCAUCGAGAAAUAUUACAAUGAUCUUCAAGGGCUCUGGCGUGAGAUUGAUUUCCGCCGUCCUAAUCCUAUGCAAUGUCCGGCCGAUAUUCUGAGGUACAAUGCCAUUGUUCAUGAAGAUCGAGUUUAUACUUUUUUGGAUGGUCUCGAUGACCGCCUGGAUAAUGUUCGUGCUGAUGUUAUGAAGAUGGAUCCGUUUCCCACUAUUGAGCAAGCUUAUGCCCGAGUCAGGCGAGAGGAUAUGCGCCAAUCUGUCGUGCUCUCCACUCCUGUCGAGGUCACCUCUGGUUCCGCCAUGAUUGGUGGGAUGAUUUUCGAGACCAAGAAGAAGAAACAGGGCUCCCAAAAAGGGCGGAAUGGAGGGCAAGCCUCCUUAGUGACUAGCGGCUUGUCAUUAAUUCCCAUGGAGACUGAAUCUGCUAAUGCCGAAUCUCUUGAAGGUAAUUGUGGGUUUGUCUUUGCUAAUGGACAUGGUGAUGGUCAUCAUGGGUGGAUAAUUGAUUCUGGCGCUACAGAUCAUAUGACUCCGGAAUCUGGUGAUCUUCUUACAUCUACUACACCACGUCGAGAUCAUAUUUACAAUGCUAAUGGAUAUAGCUUUCCUGACAUUCUCACGAAGGAGAUUAUUGGGCGUGGUACUAAGAGGGAGGGGCUGUAUUUCGUGGAUGAAAUUACUUCUGGACGGACCUAUCAUUCUCGUGGACAGUUAGCUCAAGAGAAGGAACUUUGGUUAUGGCACCGUCAGUUAGGUCACCCAUCUUUUGGAUGGUUUAUCAUCUUUGUUGAUGAUUGCGCACGUAUGACUUGGCUAUAUUUGAUGAAACAUAAGAAUGAGGCUGAAGCUAUCUUUCGGACUUUUCACUGUAUGAUUCAGACUCAGUUUGGGGCCAAACUUCAGGUUCUCAGGUCUGAUAAUGGUGGCGAAUACUUAAGUAAACCUCUUGCAACUUAUUUUCAAGAACAUGGUUUGAUACAUGAAACUUCUUGCCCUCAAACUCCUCAGCAGAAUGGUGUUGCUGAGCGCAAGAAUCGCCAUCUUCUUGAACCACUCGAGCACUCUUGGAGGGUAGCCAUGUUCCCCAUCGUUUUUGGGAUUCUGCCGUAG